UCAUGUAUGGGUAAUACAUGAGCUGUGUGCAAGUCAAAUAUAAAUAAUGUUCGUUUGAAAAUAGGAUAUUGGACUCUGAUGGCGGGAAGUGAUAUUGUGAUAAAAUGCGGAAUUUGUUUAACUUAUUUUAAUGAACCUAAAAUUUUGCCAUGUUUUCAUACAUUUUGUUUAAAAUGUUUGGAAAGUUACUUUCAAACAACAGACCAUAGUGGACAAUUUCCAUGUCCGGUGUGUCGGACACCUAUUGUCAUCCCAGAUGGAGGAGUCAGGCGUUUCCAGACCAAUUUCUAUAUUCCAACGAGGUGUUCUUCUGAUUCUGAGUUUGAUUGUGAUGUUUGUGGUAAUAAUGAGUCAGCAAGGCUGAAAUGUAUACAAUGUGACCAGAAUUUUUGCGGAAAUUGCGCUGGAGUACACGUGCGCAUGCCCUCAUCACGAGAACACAAUUUAGUAUCAGUUUCACAUGGAGAAGAAGAACAACAUAUGCCACACGAUGCUAUAACGUACUGCGUAAAACAUCCAUCUGAAGAAAUCACAGUGAUAUGCAAAGACUGCAAUGACUUAGUAUGCCAAGUUUGUAGGACAACAGUACACAAGGACCAUUCAUGCAAUACUAUUUCUGCAGAAGCAGCUGAUAGGAGGGCCCAACUGAGAGAUCUCAUUGAUAUAUCUGACAACAAUCUGAAAGAAAUUGGAAAAGAUAUGCGUGUUGUUAAAAGACAAGCAGAGUCAAAAUAUACAUAUUUUAAUGAACAAGUAACUUAUUUAAGACAAAAAAGAGAUCUGCUUAUUUCAAGUAUUAAUGAAAAGUUCAGUUCAUUUGAAGAGAAAAUAAAACAAGUUAACAAUGAACAGCGGAUGUUGUCAAGCGGGAUGACUGAGAACCUGAAACUAACAAUAGAAAGCUUUGAGCAAAAUAUAGACAAUUCAAAAGAGAUGGCUGAGGCAGGUAACGACGUAAACCUUCUAAGAAAUUUUAACAGCCUUGUUCAGAAGCUAGGUGAAAUAGAAGUGCCAGUACCCACUGCGGUACCUGGACAAAAACUGAUGGAAACCGUUGAAAAGUGCACAACUUGGCUUAUAAAACUGAACGAAAAAACCGGUGACGAGUAGCAAAUAUUCUGAAUAAUACAUACAUUAACUUUCUGUGUUCCUGUCUAUGUCAGAUCAACUCAAAUAAAUUGAACUGCUCAAAGAAAGACAAAAUGUACAAAAGUGUUAUAGGAUACAACAGUUAUUACCCAAUACGUAAGCCUGUAUGGGGCUCAUAUGGACUGUAUCUGGGCAAAUGUACCAUAUGGGUCCAAUAUCGGACUCAUAUUGUAAGUAUCUGCCUACAUCGGACCAAUAGUGGACCCAUAUACAAUGUCUCAGCGAUGUGAUAUACCAAUGUAUUGAUUUAAGCUUAUAAGUGCAGCUACAAUUUUCAACAAGUUCCUUCCGUCUGACCGGUUUAACUAUAUGACCAACAAAUGAAUAUUUUUAUAUAGAUACUGUUGUUAUUUGUGUAAAUAUGACUACUAUCACACUAUCAUUUUAACCUGCUAUAACAUUAAAUAUUCGGAGUCUUAAUACAGUAUAUUAUACUAACUAGUACGCGUACAUAUGCGAAUAAAUUGCAAAUGUAUGUUUAAAUUUUGAAUUUGUCAGCAGAUACCUAUAUAAUGUUUCAUGUGUGUAUUAAUUUGACUUUACGUGUGUCAUUUAGUUUGCAUUCAAUGUAUGUUACGAGGCCAUAAAGAACGUACACUCUGGUAGAGAUAAGAUCAUUCUUACACAGUAUUCGUGCUAUUUUAGGCAAACUCAUUGUUCUCAAUAAAACAUACCUAGACAUGCUAAAUGAAACUACAAUAUUCAGGAGUUUUAAAAGAUUUGCGGGUCCGUAAUAGUUACGGUCUGUUCAGAUGCAUAAUUUCAUCAAACUUUUGAACUGGUACUUAGAUUUACUUGCCUUGUCACAAUACACUUUUACUGUGAAAGAGGUAAACUAUAAAUAUGUAAUCAAUUCUCAACUUUGACAGUAUAUUCUUUUUAUGAAAGAAGCAAUUUCGAUGUAAAUAAGAUGUGAAACCAAACGUUUUAGUCCUGCUUAGCGCCAUGUAUCCUGUACGGUGUGUUGGUGUGCCGUAAAACCAAAAUCAAAUACAAUGUAUAUCUUGCAGUUGUAUUAUGAAACAGAAAGUCAGCAAUAAACCACGAAC
Mercenaria mercenaria is the source of this 2198-nucleotide messenger RNA. RefSeq names its product E3 ubiquitin-protein ligase TRIM56-like. Bases 79 to 1110 code for a protein of 343 amino acids. The transcript has 2 exons. Gene Ontology annotation, molecular function: zinc ion binding. NCBI's taxonomy places the organism in Eukaryota, Metazoa, Mollusca, Bivalvia, Venerida, Veneridae. The record is from RefSeq and is a predicted model, not a curated record.